AUGGUGAAAGAAAAUGCUCGAAAGUCGAAGAUUUACACGACUAACAUAGAUGAUAUUUACAAGACACGGAGAAAGAACGAUGGUAAACUAAAUACCGGUGGUGAUAAGCCGAAUGAUAAGAAGGUUCAUCAUGUUCCUAUUUUUGAUCGUCGCUCCGGAGGCUAUAAGACAGAACGUUUGAAAGAUCUCAAUUCGAAAGAAUCAAUUCAAAAAGGCCAUAAUAAGAAAAGGAGGAAACUCACUAAGAUACCCGACGAUUUCGGAUGCGAUACUGCAUUUUCUAGUCAAGAGGUCAAUGACGAUGAUGAAGCUAAUGAUUGUUCUAAUGUCGAUAAUGAACGAGGGAAAGAUUCUCAGAAAAUGAAUGACUUGCAGUUGAGUGAUAUAUCAAGUGUAGAAAGUAGCGACGACGAUGACGACAAUGACGAUGCUGGCAAGGAAAAGAGAGAAAUGAAGGGCAAAGACACAAGCCAUAGUGGCUCAGAGACAGGCUCCAAUUCGGAUGAUGACCCGACUGAUGCAGAAUUAAGCUCAAUUAAGAGAUCACCGAUUAAAACAAGUAUCGGGAAUCAGGAAAGAGAGGACACCAUUAAGCAAUUAGAAAUAAAUCAAACAACGGGAACGUUAUUAGAAGAAGCGGAUGAAUUAGAUACCAUAAUGUCCAAAGUUAUAGAAAAUAGAAAAACGAAUAAAGAAGAUAGAAGAUCGAUUUUAGCCAUGACCUCCAAAGAAGAACAAUUAGAGAAAUAUAAUCUAAGAAAAAGAUACGUCGAUAAGUAUGAUAUACCGCCAAUAUUAUACUGCGAAGAACUUAUAGAAGGGAUACAACCUUAUUUAUCCGUUGUAGACGAAGUACUGAAAGGAAAAUUGGCAUCAAUAUAUUAUUUUGAGGCAAGGGAAGCAUUUGAACAUUCAAGUAAGCCGUACCUUUCAAUUGAAGAAUUCAGAAGAUUGGACCUGAAUAAAUUUUUAGCCGGAUUCUAUGGAUUUAAGAGACAAUUUAAAGUUGGUGAAGAGAUCUUAAAUGUAUAUAAAAAAUCACUGGAAAGGAACAAAUCUGCUACCUUACGAUGGUGGGGAAUUGAAGAUUUCUCCAAGUAUGUUUUAGCACCGGAAGUACUUGCAUCUUUCCAAAUGAGUCGAAUGCAAGCUAUCAAGAAGAACGACAGCGUAGAACGACAAGAAGUAUAUGAUCUGUUCGAUGACACCGUUGAAUAUGGUAUCUCAGUAUCCGAUACUGACCCAUUGGAGAAAUGGGAAGUCUCUGUAGAAGAAUCUCGUUUGAUAGAACUCGGUCUAGACCCUAAAAUAUAUGGUUCUGAUUACUGGCAUGCUUGA
Messenger RNA from Naumovozyma dairenensis CBS 421, 1338 nucleotides. It is a transcript of the gene RTC4, whose product is annotated as Rtc4p. The record is from RefSeq and is a predicted model, not a curated record. NCBI's taxonomy places the organism in Eukaryota, Fungi, Ascomycota, Saccharomycetes, Saccharomycetales, Saccharomycetaceae. Bases 1 to 1338 code for a protein of 445 amino acids. The transcript has a single exon.